This is a messenger RNA of Tigriopus californicus, 817 nucleotides long. RefSeq lists its product as uncharacterized. Lineage: Eukaryota; Metazoa; Arthropoda; Copepoda; Harpacticoida; Harpacticidae. The record is from RefSeq and is a predicted model, not a curated record. The transcript is spliced from 3 exons. Bases 194 to 508 code for a protein of 104 amino acids.
GCCAAGACAAUGGAGCGCAAUCCAAAAUCUUUUGAGGAGGCUCGGAAAUUCAUUUUGGAAUUGGAGACGUCUCGUAGAGGGCCCGUGAAUUUGGUUCAGUGGCGUCUUCCCACCCUGUAAACGCUGUGGAUCAGACCGUGAAUGGUACCAAGUCCAAUUACAAGAAGAAGGGCGGGAAAUCCGCUUUCAAAAAAUGGGGAUCAUCCGAGAAGUGUCCAUUUUGUGGAAUCCAAAGUGGCAUUCUCGUGAGGAAUGUCCCGCUUCAAGAUCGUUCUUGUCACGGAUGUGGGCGCAAUGGACAUUGGUUACCAGCUUGUCGAAGCAAAAGCCAAAAUCAGCUUUUGACGAUUCCAAUCUCAAACCUAUGUGCGGACCCAUUGUGGGAGAUCCCAUGGUUAUUACCUUGAAGGAAGGGGCCACACCGUUUGCCAUUAAUACCGCCUACAAAAUCCCCAUUCCUCAGGAGGGAAAGAGGCGAUGUCGCUAUGUCUGGCCUUCGAAUUCAUAAGGUCGUCGACGAUAUGGCCGGGCGCGGAGCACUACCACGAUCUGGUUCGUCUUGCUUGUGAGGUCCUUGAACGGUGUGCACGUUAUGGAAUGACGGUCAAUGCGAGCAAAAGUAUUGUGGGUGGAGCCGACAGAAUUAUUGUGGGUUAUCACAUAUCGCAGAACAGUAUCCAGGCCGAUGCGGAGAAAGUCUCUGCCAUCGGUCAGUUUCCCAUUCCGACAGAUCGGCGUGACUUGAGAUCGUUUCUUGGUUUGGUUAACCAAUUGGGUCAGUUUUCUAGCGACAUUGCUCUGGUAUCCGAACCUCUUC